AUGCUACUCAUCGGUUUAACCGGGUCAAUCGCGACCGGCAAAUCAACCAUCUCAUCGCUCCUCAAGUCCUCGCCAUAUGAGCUGCCGAUUGUGGACGCCGACGUUCUGGCCAGGAAGGUGGUCGAACCGGGCACAAGCGGCUACAACGCCAUUGUCAAGUAUUUUGGCCCAACAACCCCGGAUCUCCUAGUCGAACCAUCAGAUUCCAUGCCAGAAACCGGCCCCAACGGCAAGGGAAGACCACUCAACCGGCCUGCACUCGGAAAGCGCGUCUUUGGUGAUGGCGAACAACUGCAAAAGGACCGAGCCGUCCUAAACGGAAUUGUUCACCCUGCUGUACGCAAAGAGAUGUUCAAAAUGGUUCUGGGUUGUUACCUCCGCGGCCACUGGGCGGUAGUACUUGACAUCCCGCUCUUGUUCGAAAGCAAGCUGGAUAGAUUCUGCGGCGUUACCAUGGUUGUCGCAGUGUCGGAUCCGGAGAUCCAGAUGAAGCGAUUGAUGGACAGAGAUGCUCACCUAAGCAGAGAGGAUGCCGAGAAUAGAGUGCGCAGCCAGACGGAUGUGAGAGUCAAGGCGCAGAGAUGUAUCGAGAGAGGGGAAGGGAACGGCGUGGUCUUGUGGAACGAUGGCUCCAAGGAGGAGUUGGAGGUGAAGCUGGAUGAAGCUAUGAAGAAGAUGAAGGAACGAAGUCCUGAGUGGUGGUCGUGGGUGUUGCUGGGCUGUCCGCCAUUGGCUUUUGCAGCAGCGCUUUGGAGACUUUGGGGGAAUGCGAGGAUAAACCAGCGAUGGGAAGAGUCCCAGGCGGCAGCAAAAGCGAAGCUAUAA
Messenger RNA from Pochonia chlamydosporia 170, 825 nucleotides. RefSeq names its product dephospho-CoA kinase. The transcript has a single exon. NCBI's taxonomy places the organism in Eukaryota, Fungi, Ascomycota, Sordariomycetes, Hypocreales, Clavicipitaceae. Gene Ontology annotation, biological process: coenzyme A biosynthetic process. The coding region runs from base 1 to 825 and encodes 274 amino acids. The record is from RefSeq and is a predicted model, not a curated record. Gene Ontology annotation, molecular function: ATP binding; dephospho-CoA kinase activity.